AUGCUCGCGCAUACUAGAAAUAAACUGGUUCAUGAAAAUAUUGUUGAGUCUCUUGUUACGUUGGUGGACAAAGCUAGGAAUUUGUUUGAUGAGUGCGGAAAUUUGAAGCUAAAUAUUGAUGGGGUUUUCAUUCGGAGAGGUGGUGUUGGUAUGGUCAUUCGUAAUGGCAAAGGGGAAGUUAUUUGUCAAUUGGAAAAACAGAGGAGGAACUUGCAUCAGAUGGCGGUCUCAUUGAUUAAGUCAAGAGGUGUUUCACUUGGUUUCAGAAGAUUUCUCUCUCUUAUAAACAAGAACAUUAAAGAGCUAAUCAGGCCCCAAAAAUCCCCAACAAUGGGUUCCUCUAAUCCUAGCCUCAAGAGAAGAAGCAAUCUUGUCAGGCAGGGACGGACCUACUUCCAUGCUAACAUGGGCUAUAGCCUAGGCGACUUGAUGUGA
Molecule: messenger RNA, 435 nt
Organism: Prunus armeniaca (apricot)
Lineage: Eukaryota; Viridiplantae; Streptophyta; Magnoliopsida; Rosales; Rosaceae
Source: the annotation of a GenBank genome assembly